This is a messenger RNA of Macrosiphum euphorbiae (potato aphid), 1299 nucleotides long. Lineage: Eukaryota; Metazoa; Arthropoda; Insecta; Hemiptera; Aphididae. The record is from the annotation of a GenBank genome assembly.
AUGUUUUUUAAACAUUUGUUGAAAAUUAAUGAAGAUUUAGUAGACAAAAAACAUUUAGAUAUUUUUUACAAUUAUGAUAGUAAAUGCAACCUCCGUAUGGCACCUAAAUUAACAUAUUUACAUAUUCAUCCCGGUCCUUUCGAUAAAAUGAAAGUUAGGUUAGCAGCUCAAGUUUUUAGUGCUACUGUUGCAGCUGGUAUGUCCACAGCAUUAAAUGGUAAUUUGUUACCCAUAGAUUGUCAAAAAACAAUACAUUUUAUAAAUGACAUGGAUAAAUUGUUUGACAUAUUUAAUUCUAGAGAAACUCCUAAUGGUAAAAUUUUUAAUAGGCCCUUUAAUAAUGAAUCACCUCAGUUGGAUCAUCUAAUAAAAAUGACUGAAAUGUUUAAAAACCUUAAAGUUAUAAACAAAACAAAUGAUACUGAUGUUACUAAUAGGAUAAAUUUUAUUAAUGGUUGGUUAGUCUCUAUUAGUGCACUGCAAAUGCUAUGGAAAUCUUUAAAUUCUGACCCAAACCAACCAUAUGCUAUUUCUACAGGCCGUGUGAAUCAAGAUGGUAUUGAGAAUUUAAUUGGGGUGUUUAGACAGCAACACGGUAACAGUACAAAUCCUACACCUGUCCAAUUUAUUCAAUCUUUUAAAAAAAUAUUUUGCCUUCAGUAUUUUAAACAUUCCCCAGGAGCUAACUGUCUAGAAGACUUCGAUCAAAUACUUACUCAUGUCAGCGAACAACCAAGUUCUAAUAAAAUAAACCAGUUAUUUGCUGCAGAAGAACAAAAUCAUCUUUUUAAUUUUAAAUCAAUUAAAAUUGGUACUGUUGACUACAGGAAAUUAAACAUUCCGGAGAGAAAUGCUUACACAUAUGUGUGUGGAUACUUUAUGAAGAAAUGUCUGGAGAAACAUGUAUGCCAGGUUUGUAUUGAGUAUGCAAAUCAUCAAAAAACAUUGGAUCAGUCCUUUCUCUUAGCUUUCUUCAAAUCUUAUUCUGCAAAUGACUCUACCAAUUUUGGUAAGCUAUUUAUGCCGCACGAUGAAUUCUAUAAUUAUGUUAUUAAAUUAGAAGAUAUUUUUGUUGAUAACUUUUCUUCUAUUGCAAUUAAUGAUAAUAUCGGGUCCACAAUGAAAGAUCUACUUUGUAAUGUACGUUUUAGUCAUCCUUGUGAAUUAUUUAACAAACAAUUUUUAAUGGAUUUAUUUAUACGUUUUAGAAUUUUUACUGCAAUUAGAUUUUUAAAUAGGUCUAUGAUGUCUGAAACAAAACGAAAAAAUAGAAAACUAUCUAUUUUGAAACAUUUGUAA